Messenger RNA from Clupea harengus (Atlantic herring), 5678 nucleotides. It is a transcript of the gene rlim, whose product is annotated as ring finger protein, LIM domain interacting. The coding region runs from base 1270 to 3618 and encodes 782 amino acids. Gene Ontology annotation, molecular function: ubiquitin protein ligase activity. The transcript is spliced from 5 exons. Gene Ontology annotation, biological process: protein ubiquitination; random inactivation of X chromosome; ubiquitin-dependent protein catabolic process. The record is from RefSeq and is a predicted model, not a curated record. NCBI's taxonomy places the organism in Eukaryota, Metazoa, Chordata, Actinopteri, Clupeiformes, Clupeidae. Gene Ontology annotation, cellular component: nucleus.
UAAACAGUCGCUCAAUGGUAGCAAUAUGUAUGUUAUGAUUUUAUGUUUUUGGAUUGUAAUGCUUCUGGUAACGUUAGCUAGCAACCCACUGCAGGGUAAAGUGAUUAGCAGGCUCGCUUGAUAAAAUGGCUAACCUAGCCAGGGAGGUUAUACCUAGCUUUGCUAUUUUUAAUCUUUGCCCAGCAAACGUUAGAGGCACCGGUGUGUAGGGACAUGUAAAAUUGACCAACCAGCGAUUUGGAUCAGCUUUUUGUAAGUUACCUAGCUAGUAACACUAGCUAGGAAAUUAAGCACUCCCUGUGGAUUCGACUAAGUUAGCUAUAGGCCAGGUAGACCGUUAGCUAUCUAGGAUAUGAAGCUGUACCGACUGCUAAUUGACAAGCAGGUAAACAUCCUUGUUUGCCAAACGUAUACCUAGUUGGCUAGUUAAAGAUAAUGUCACACUCUGUUUUGCAACUUGCUCCAUUUUUUGGCCUAUUUUCACAUACUCACCUGGUUGCUAAAUUAACGUUCGUUAACGUUGACAGAUUAGUUUCUGACAUAUUGAGUACGUGACAUUGUAAUAAACUACCCAUAUAGCUAGCAAGUGUUGGGUAGCUAACGUCACUUACUCCUCUCAUCGGUUAGGUAAGACGCUAACCUAGAUAUUGACAAAGCUCGCGUUAAUGCAGAUAGCUACAGUUUGCAAGCGAUUAGCAUCAAUUUAAAUAUAAACUAAACAAGGGAGUAAUAACAUACGACCCACGAAUUAAAACGUGAUCAGCAUCAGACUAUCUCUUUAAUUGGAUUAGCUGGUUACUAGGGGUUUGGUGUUGGCGAAGUAGUAGCAGUAGGCUUAUCUUCAGUUUAGCUAGCGGCUAGCUAGCUUACAAGCUAAGUUAGCCGGUGAUGCCAUUUUGUUUUCCCCUAAAGGUAAUUACACUAACCUAAAAAACAGCUCUCAAGUCCAUCUCAACUUUAGCUAGAUGAAAUGGAAGGUUUCAAGGUUGUAGCGAAGAAGCUAGCUAGUUAGCGGAUUUAAUUUUUAAGACAUCUUCUGAGCAAAACGUCGUGCAGGUUAUUUGUAAUAAUAUCUGUAAUAUUACUUCAGAACGACGUAAACAUAGCAUACGACAAAAAGUGAUGUCCCAUGAUAACGUAAUUAGCUAGCUAGCUUACCAGCGAACUUAGCUUGCUAGCAAUCAGAUGCCCAUCGAACGUGACUGACGUUAGCGAGAUGUCCACAAUUGUAUCAUCAGCUGGUCGUGAAACGUCCUGUGAUUGACGAUUAUGGAGGGUUCGGACAAUGCAGAACAAGGUGGCAGUGAUCAGUCUGAUUCCCAACGGAGACGUCAGCUGGCCCGACUCGACAGGGAGGAGGCCUUCUAUCAGUUUGUCAACAACCUCAGCGAAGAGGACUACCGAUUAAUGAGAGACAAUAACCUUCUGGGCAACCCCGGUGAGAUCACGGAGGAGGAGCUGCUGACUCGCCUGCAGCAGGUGAAGGAUGGCGGGCCGCGCCCAGACACAGGCGCCAGCACCAGUCCUAGCCCCAAUGCCAACGCCAAUGCCAACACAAGCGGCAGUGGUGGGAGCAGUGAAGCACGCAGACCAGAGGCAACUGCAGACCCUGAGAACCCGGAGGACCCCUCUAACAGCGACACCCUCCUGGACUGGCUCAACACCGUGCGUCGCACCGGCAACACAACCCGCAGUGGUCACCGCGGCAACCAGUCCUGGCGGGCGGUGAGCCGCACCAACCCGAGCAGCGGGGACUUCCGCUUCAGCCUGGAGAUCAACAUCAACCGCAACCUAGCGGAGCAGCAGACGCAGACGGAGGCAGCGGAGCAGGCUGCAGGAGGCGCGCCACCAGAGGGGACCAGUGCCGCUGCAACAGAGGCUCAGCCUGAUGCCCCUCCUGUUACCCAGCCUGUUGCCCCUACUGUUGCCCCUACUGUUGCCCCGCCUCUUGUCCCUACUGUUGCCCCUCCUGAGGCUCAGCCUGAUGCCCCUCCUAUUGCCCAGCCUGUUGCCCCCACUGUUGCCCCCACUGUUGCCCCUCCUGUUGCCCCUCCUGAGGCUCAGCCUGAUGCCCCUUCUGUUUCCCAGCCUGAUGCCCCUCCACUUGCCCCUCCUGAGGCUCAGCCUAAUGCCCCUCCUGAACCCAUGGAGGUCGAGGAGGAGCCUGUGGUCGAGGAGCUAGCAGUCAUCGUCGAGCCGGAACUUUCGCCCCCUGUGACUCGGCCUGCUAGCCCCCAGCCCCUCCAGGUGACAGUGCCAAUCCCCCUCACCAUCCCCACUCCGCCCUUGCAGGCAGCAGCAGUGGCGGCGGUGAUGGUGGCAGAGCCCCCCCAGACCCGUCGGGGUGUGGUGCGCCCCCGCAGCCGUAGCCCCGAGCAACGCCGCACCCGCGCUUGCACAGCCCGCAGCCGCUCCCCGCUCAGCCUGGACCGCAUGGACGGCCUGCCCCCUGCCCCGACCAUCCCAGAGCCCCCUCUGCCUCCUCCUCCUCCACCCCACAUGGAGGGCAGCUCACGCACCCGCCAGCACAUCCCCUCCCGCCAUGUCACAGUGGAGACGACAGACCACCAGGCUUCCCCAGCCUCUACCCAUGCCCCCGAUGCCCCUCCAGCUCCUGCCCAGGAGGAGGAGCUGCCUGGUGGGGAGGCAGGCGCCGGCCGCAGGCCCCCCACUAUCAUGCUAGACCUGCAGGUGCGUCGGGUCCGGCCUGGCGAGUACCGCCAGAGGGACAGUAUUGCUAACCGCACCCGCUCGCGGUCCCAGCCCGCUAGCAACAGUGGCAGCGGCAGCAGCAGUGGAACAGGAAGUGGAAGCGGGACGGGUGCUGGCGGCGCUCCCGGCAACAACACCUUCCUGUAUGAGACGGAGCAGGGCGGCUUCAGACGAACAUUCUCCCGGUCGGAGCGGGCCGGCGUGCGCACCUACGUCAGCACCAUCCGUAUCCCCAUCCGACGCAUCUCCGACGCGGGACUCGGGGAGGCCACCUCCGUGGCCCUGCAGUCGAUGAUCCGGCACAUCAUGACAGGCUUUGGCGAGCUGAGCUACUUCAUGGACUCCGACUCGGACUCGUCCGACUCACCCCGGGCCAGCGGGCCCACUGCGCCCGCUGAUGGCGAUGCCCCAUCUGCCACUAGUGCUGCUUCAGCUGUCGCUGCCGCCGCUGCUGCCUCUCAGGCUCACGUAGCGGGCUCAGUCGGUGCCCCGCAGGCUGACGAGAGGGACAGGGAGGGGGACGAAACGGAUUCCCCGGCGGCGGGCGCCGCCACGGAGGGCCGCGGGCGUGCCAGGGCCCCCAUCAGCCUGGAGGAGACGGGUUCGCUGCCCUUCCUGCGACUGGCCCAUUUCUUCCUGCUCAACGACGAGGAUGAGGAGCAGCCGCGCGGCCUCACCAAGGAGCAGAUCGACAACCUGUCCACGCGCAACUUCGGCGAGAGCGACGCGCUCAAGACGUGCAGCGUUUGCAUCACCGAGUACGCGCAGGGCCACAAGCUGCGCAAGCUGCCGUGCUCGCACGAGUAUCACGUGCACUGCAUCGACCGCUGGCUCUCGGAGAACUCCACCUGCCCCAUCUGCCGGCGUGCAGUGCUUGCCACCACCAACCGCGAGAGUGUGGUUUGAAUGACCCUCCGAUCCCUGACACCCACCCACCCACGCUCUCUCCUUCCUAUCUGUCUCAGACUGACACCCCAGGCCCCCCUCCCCCCUUUUUUUUCUUCUCUAAACUCACUCUCUCCUGCUGCUUCCCUGAGUCUGGGAAAUGUUUGCUACCCAGAGGGCCGGUCUUUAUGAUUUAAAGCAAUCAGUAUGCUUACUCAUCUUCAGCAGGGUAGGUACAUCAGUGGGUGACAGAGGGAGUACUGAGCUGAUGCUACUGUCCAGACCUUAGAUUCUCAUUAGGUGUCUGUCUUUCAGUGGACGAGGUGUGUGCAGGGAGGUUGGAGUAGGACACCAAGAGGAUGGUGAAAAUGGAAUUCCUCAAAAAAGGACCACAUGUGCACACAUGCUCUGGUUUAAGGACUCAGACGGUUGAGCUCAAUUAUUGAAGCACCCUACCCCUCUACAAGCAGUCGGUUACAAGGUGCUGAAAACAUUCUCCCAGAGAGACAGAGACUUGGUGUGUUAAAAGGAAAUAUGUGUGUGUGUGUGUGUGUGUGUGCGCGUGUGUGUGCGUGAGUGUAUGUGUGUUUCUUGAUUUUUAAGUUAAAUAUCAUUGGAGGGAAAGCAAGCCCAGUUACUUAUGUGACACAAUAGUCUAAGAUUUCAGUGUGCAGUCACAGUACUAACCUAUGGGUAAUGUCGCUUCCCUCCCAAGUCAACUGUAAUUUGAGAGUGCAAAGGUGUUGUAUUCACACUUGAGACCAAAUGCAAUCUAAUAUACCCCUUAAAUCCAUCAUCACUGAGCAGCAUCUCUGUUAUUUUAAAAAUGAUCGAUUAGGUGGCAUUAAGCCAAAAAGGCUUUCUGCACAUGGGGGCAUUUUUAAGUCAUUCCAUCAAAAAUUAGUUUUGAAACGCUGUAACCUAUUAUGAAUAUUUUGUUGCCACCAACAAAAGAAAUGUGAGAACUGAAUUAAUAAACAAGUGUUCAAGUACUUAAUCCAUUUACCAUCAAACACAUCAAACAUUACAGGCCCGAAAAUGACCUUGAAGGGACAUUGCUGACAUUUGACCUUUUGCCAUUUGAUCUCCACAACCUCAGGAGUGUGGCAGCACUCAAAACAUGCCAGUUUCUUUCCCCUCUUAACUCUGUAACUCUUUUGCAUUUGCUCCCGAGUCUGAUGCAACUGCACUCGAGUGGAUUGAGAGAUGCUACAGCUUCACGUAACCCGAGCUGUACUGGUGCAAUAUUUACAAACAGAAUAACGGGGAGGGAUGACUGUUACAACAAGAUGGGCGUGGGGUGGGUAUACUAGACCUUUUUUUUCUGUCUCUGAAUGAUUGUUAGACUGUGAAUAUUCACACGUAAAUAAAGAAGUUACUCAGAUUUUCAACCUCCCCAGACCUCACUGUUUUCGGAAGCGUCUGUACUAGCUUAUUGAAAAUUGUGCAUGGGUUCUCACUCUGGGGUUAAGACUGUUUGGACAGGACGUGGAAACCAGGCUACAUUCAUUUGAGCCUUUUUUUUUUUUCUUACUUGUUCUCACUGAGUUACAUAUGCAGAAAACACUCAUUCAUCAGUCGGUCGUGCUUUGCUGCGUUGUCGGUUCGCUAAAAGUCUGUUAUUGGUUAACACGUCACAGUAUGGUGAACUUCACCACUCCAGGUGUAUUUGGCAGGUAUUACUUCUUGGGUAUUAAGGGUGGUGUUCAGUGGCAGUCAUUCAUCCAACUCAUUACACAGAGGGGUCAGAAAGGGCUUAGCAGUCACAGAUCUUUUUUUUUUUUUUUUUUCUGGCGGGUGGGGUGGUUGGUGUAUAUCUGUGAGCUCCUGAGGUGACUGCAUGAGGCAUGGUCAGGCUAUUUUCCCCCAAUGAAAUGUUGCUCCCUCUCAGGUGUCAGAGUUGAUUAGUUGCCGUAACUUUGACACUUAAAUCAAUGUGAAUUGUGUAUUAAAUAAAAGGCAUUCAUUUGCAUGUUUUCUCCUGAACAUUAAUCAUAUUUUAAAUGAAUUGGCCAUUUAGACUAAUAAAAGUAUUUUAAGGUGGUCCAUUGCCUGGUGCAUGUAGGCCAUGAAAAACAGAA